UCCCGGGAGAGCGCGUCCGCAUCACCGAGAGAGAGAGAGAGAGAGAGAGAGAGAGAGAGAGAGAGAGAGAUGAGGCUGUUCGAUCCAUGGCCAGUGUUCUUCAAGAGGGAAUGGAAACGUUGUUGGCCGUUCAUCACCGGUUUCGCCAUCACUGGAGCCAUCAUCACUAAAUUCACUGCUGGGCUCACCGAGGAAGACGCGAAGAACUCGAAGUUCGUCCAGCUUCACAGGAAGAGUUGAUCCGUGGAAGAGAAAUGGAGAAGCUGAGGGUAAGCAUUUCACGGGAAACAUAGGAUGAUUCUUCAGCUCUCAGUCUAGCUCAUAAACAUGAAAGGAGAGAGCAUUCUUCUUCCACAUCCAUCCACACCAAGAAUAAACACCUCUUUUUCCUCUCUCUUUCACUUGGAGCUGUUGAAUAAUGUGAAGCAAUGCUUUGAUGUUUGAAAUGGGUUUUGUUUUGUCCACUC
Molecule: messenger RNA, 467 nt
Organism: Tarenaya hassleriana
Lineage: Eukaryota; Viridiplantae; Streptophyta; Magnoliopsida; Brassicales; Cleomaceae
Exons: 3
Coding region: 70-240 (56 amino acids)
Source: RefSeq, a predicted model, not a curated record